AUGAGAAAACCAGACAGUUUUGGGAGGAGUGGCUGCGCCGCCAUUAAUGCGGCUUCGAAGCUCAGAAAAGGGUUGUGGUCGCCGGAGGAAGAUGAGAAGUUGAUGAAUUAUAUGGUGAGAAAUGGGCAGGGGUGUUGGAGUGAUGUUGCGAGGAAUGCAGGGCUGCAACGUUGCGGUAAGAGCUGCCGCCUAAGGUGGAUCAACUACUUGCGCCCGGAUCUUAAAAGAGGCGCGUUUUCUGCCCAGGAAGAAGAGCUUAUUAUUCAUCUCCAUUCGCUUCUUGGCAAUAGGUGGUCUCAAAUUGCAGCACGUUUGCCUGGACGUACUGAUAAUGAAAUUAAAAAUUUUUGGAAUUCUACAAUAAAGAAGAGGCUCAAGAAUAUUUCUUCAUCAUCGUCAAGAUCACCAAAUACAAGUGAUUCAUCAAUGGAUCAACCAAGAGAUGGCGUUAAUGGAGGGUUCAUAUCAAAUCAAGAACCCAGCAUGAUGGGGGUGUACAUGCAUCCAUCAUCUUCUUCUACAUGGCAGUUGCCAAAUAUGGCCUUAAAUGCCAUGAAUCUUGAUCCUAUCCUUGAUCAGCAGCCGACAGGCAUUGUCGGGUCGUACUUUGAUGUACAACCUUGCAAUGCACAAGGUGGGAUGUUUGGUGGGAACAUUGACUUUGAAGGGCAUUUUAUGGUUCCACCAUUAGAAAAUAUGAACACUGAACUGUGUGGCAAAAUGGGAAAUUUCGUUGAAAGGAGUAAUGCUAACGUCAUGAAUAAUAUGAAUAGUAUAACCAAUUAUAAUCAAUGCAAUAAUAAUAAAGAUAACAUAAACAACAAAUUAGUUGAAAAUAAUGUGAAAAUUGAGGGUUUGUGUUGGGAAGGAGAUGAACUUAGAACGGCUAUGGGAGAAUGGGAUUUAGAGGAGUUGAUGAAAGAUGUUUCUUCGUUUCCUUUUCUUGACUUUCAAGUACAGUAA
Messenger RNA from Fraxinus pennsylvanica, 963 nucleotides. Lineage: Eukaryota; Viridiplantae; Streptophyta; Magnoliopsida; Lamiales; Oleaceae. The record is from the annotation of a GenBank genome assembly.